UUUUGAAAUUUUAAUUUAUUUAAAAGAAUUUACUCAUUUUUGUUAAAUGAUAUUUUGUCCAGUUUGUGGAAAUCAUCUUUUAGUUGGAACCUCAAUUGCAGGAUAUAAUAGAUUUGAAUGUAGAACAUGUCCUUAUGAAUUCCCUAUAGAUAGAUAUCUAUAUUCAAAAAGAAUGAUGAAACAGAAAGAAGUAGAUGAUGUCUUAGGUGGUGAGAAGGCAUGGGAUAAUGUUGAUAAAACAGAUGCACAAUGUCCUGCUAGUGAUUGUGGAGGUUUAAAAGCAUAUUUUUUUCAAAUUCAAAUUAGAUCUGCAGACGAACCUAUGACUACAUUUUAUAAGUGUACAAAGUGUGGAUAUAGGUGGAGAGAAGGCUAAUAAGUUUUGAUUUAGUAUUAUUUUUAUUAAAUUAUAUGAGAUUUAC
This is a messenger RNA of Pneumocystis carinii B80, 422 nucleotides long. Its product is annotated as transcription factor S. The record is from RefSeq and is a predicted model, not a curated record. Bases 47 to 376 code for a protein of 109 amino acids. The transcript has 4 exons. Lineage: Eukaryota; Fungi; Ascomycota; Pneumocystomycetes; Pneumocystales; Pneumocystaceae. Gene Ontology annotation, biological process: DNA-templated transcription; termination of RNA polymerase III transcription. Gene Ontology annotation, cellular component: RNA polymerase III complex. Gene Ontology annotation, molecular function: zinc ion binding; DNA-directed RNA polymerase activity; nucleic acid binding.